Oreochromis aureus is the source of this 415-nucleotide messenger RNA. Its product is annotated as ladderlectin-like. The record is from RefSeq and is a predicted model, not a curated record. The coding region runs from base 47 to 415 and encodes 122 amino acids. Lineage: Eukaryota; Metazoa; Chordata; Actinopteri; Cichliformes; Cichlidae. The transcript has 4 exons.
AAACUGUUAUUCAUUUUGUAUUUGCUCAAAGAUACUAAAAAUCACCAUGAAGAUGCUAACUGUGUCUGCAGUUCUCUGUGCAAUGGUGGCUCUAACCACGGCUGCUGAGGCCAGAGAUGAAGUAGAGGGAUUGAUGCCCCCAGCCAAGAGUCACGUGGUCAAGAGGUCCCCUCGUUGUCCUGGUGGUUGGACUAAGUACGGUCAUCGCUGCUUUUUCUUUAAUUCAACAGUCGCGAGUUGGGCUGAUGCUGAGAAAUGCUGCUUGAUCAUGGGGGCACAUCUUGCAUCAGUUCGCAACAUCAAUGAGUACCGUGAGAUUCAGAGGCUGACUGGCAAAAAAGAAAGUUGGAUUGGAGGAACUGAUGCAUCAGAGGUAUUUUGUUUAUCAUUUGUCAGGUGUAGGCAUGAGAACUGA